Scleropages formosus (Asian bonytongue) is the source of this 2432-nucleotide messenger RNA. It is a transcript of the gene pax10, whose product is annotated as paired box 10. Gene Ontology annotation, biological process: regulation of transcription by RNA polymerase II. The record is from RefSeq and is a predicted model, not a curated record. Bases 828 to 1649 code for a protein of 273 amino acids. The transcript has 8 exons. Lineage: Eukaryota; Metazoa; Chordata; Actinopteri; Osteoglossiformes; Osteoglossidae. Gene Ontology annotation, molecular function: RNA polymerase II transcription regulatory region sequence-specific DNA binding; DNA-binding transcription factor activity, RNA polymerase II-specific.
GGGACUCAGCAGCUCUGAGGGAAGCUGUUUGUCCGAUACCAUAUCACUCAUAUAGGUGCUGUGAAAGUUGCACGUGUUUAUGUUGCCACCACACACCUGCUGUCUCACACCUCUGCUGUCCUUCCUUUACCCACCACCUGGCACUUUGUUGCUUACUGGCUUCUCCUCCUCCUCUACUCUCUGUCUCCAUUCCUCUCCAUUCCUCUCCCUUCCUCUCUCGCUUCAACUCGCCUUUCAAUGACAUUAAGUUCAAACCUGACACUGACACUGACUUACUCUGUCACCUCCAUGUCUCCCCCCUCGCUCGCUCUCUCUCGCUCUCUCUACCUCCCCCCACCUCCCCCUCCCUCUGUGUGUCCAUCGCUGUAAGGAUAACAGCGCCUACAGACGCGUUCUCCUCCUCGCUUGCUCUCUUUCGCCCCGUCUAACUCUCUCCGCCCGCCCUUGCUCGCCCACUCCGUGCCGUGGUGCACAUUGUCCAUUUUCAACAAAGCCAGCAACUAGGACAAGGGACAAGGGACAAGGGUCACUGACGGCGGGGACAACAGAAUACACGCCGUGUGUGAGACGAGGAUCUUCUCUAGCCGCUUCCUCUGUCUCGCUCCAACAUGACUUGGUGGUGAGUUGGCUUUUUUUCUCAAGUUCUUCACCACAGGGAUGGCAGGGAAGGACGAGUUCGGCUGGAAAGGAGCUGGAGUUGGGUUGAAAGAGAGGAGCGAUCGAAGCAGAAGGAGAGCUAAUUUGUUGGCUUGGCUGGGGGUCGGUGCCCAAGGCUCAGGUCAAGGGUCAAUGGUGAAAGGGUCACGGCACAGUGGGCGGGACAUAUAAUGUGCGAGAAGCUAACGAUGCUGAACCUGCCAAAUGGGUUAAGCUGGAAUGACCCAAACAACUGGUAUCAUCAUCCAUCGGAUGUGAUGUCGACUCAGCAUGGCGCAGAGGACUGCAUGAGGCAGCUGAAGGGUGACCUGGGCGGCGGGGCGACAGACGGAGCACCAGGGGAGAGGGACGAGGCCCAGGACGCCCAGCUGCACCUCCAGCUGAAGAGGAAGCUGCAGAGGAACAGGACGAGCUUCACGCAGGAGCAGAUCGAGGCCCUGGAGAAAGAGUUCGAACGGACACAUUAUCCAGAUGUCUUUGCAAGAGAGAGGCUCGCGGCCAGGAUCGACCUCCCCGAAGCACGCAUCCAGGUGUGGUUUUCCAACCGAAGAGCCAAGUGGAGGAGGGAGGAGAAGCUGCGCCACCAGCGGCGGACGGCCGGAGGGCCCUCGUGCUCCCCUGCGCACGCCCCCUUGGCCACGACCUUUGGCUCGACCCUGUACCACCAGCAGAGCGGCGCCGCAGGGCCUCUGCUCAGCCGUAUCGACUCUUCCCUCUCCAGCCGCAACUCGCUCUCCGUCUUCUCUGGAGUCCAGACGUUAGCCUCUCAGUCUACCCCCUCGUACCCGUGCACGCUGGCCCAGUCGCCCUCCGCACCUUCCCCUCAGAGCUUCGACUCACCCCCUUACCCCUCUUCUCCUCUGCUUCCACCUCCCUCAGCAAACUCACACACAGGGCUGGUCUCCCCCAGGGCGUCGCUCUCCGUGCAGGUCCCUGGGAGUGAGCGCAGCUCUGGCCAGAGCCGCGGUCAGUACUGGGUCCGGCUGCAGUAGGAAGAGCAGAAGCGGAACGUGAGGGGGAUGCAGCCCAAGCGGUCGCGAGCGCUUGCUGACAGCGCAUCCUCAUCCUUCGGAGCCCUCCGUGUUGCCACGACGACCCUAACGGAAUGUCUAGUUUUGUGGAGGUAGGACUGGCCGGACGGCAAAACUGCAGGAAACCCCCCGGUUGUGACCCGUUGCACCCUGAUUCCGGAAAGCUCCUCUGAGAUUAGAGUCCAUGUGUUUGCAGAGCGACAUACAAAGAUCCCACCAAUGACAGCCCUAUUUCUGAGACUGGAACCCUGCUGGACAGGGGUCGACUGCGCCGCUGUCCAUUCACAAUAGACACGAUGAGAGAUGGAAAAGCCAAUCGCGGUGAAAUAUGACUGGCCAAUGACAGAUUGGAAAGCCAGGAAAAAUGACCAAUGGUAUUCAAGCAGAUACUGGCGAGCCAGUCAAACACUGACUGAUCAGCCAAUGACAGUCGAACGGUGACUGAAGAACCAAUGACAGUAAAAAAUGACCGACCAAUGACAGUGGAGCUAUAACUGCAAGUAACUAAUGGUGGGAAAGAAUAACUAAAGAGACAAGGAUCUCUUUACAGGUGUAGUUUUUAUGUCAAAAGCUUCUGUAUCUUAUUAUUUUCGCACUUUCUGGCUCUGGCUUGUUUGUCUUCCUUCUCCGCUCACCUCUUUUCGGGUCAGUCACGAGUCCCCGUGUUUGCAUUUCUAGUGCCCUUUUUCACACUUUGAAUCACUAAUAAAACCACUCAGAUGAAACCUACAUGUCCAUUGUGGU